UCCCUUCUCAGCUCACCCGACCUCUCUAGGGUUUUCAAAGCAGUGGCCUUGAGAGGAAAUGGAGGAAUUAGCUCCUUUAGUAUGUAAUAUAGGGAUUUUGGAUACGCUAAGCGACGACUUGAUCAAUGAAAUUCUCGAGGACUACGCCGGAUUCUGUGCCGCAACUACAGCUCUUCUUAACGGCGCUGGUGAUAUCUCCGUGACGCCGGAGUUCGUGUCUCAUGUGCACUCGCUCUGCAAGCAUGGCCUUGGCUCUCUCGUUAACGAUUACUUUCUCAAGUCGUUGGAGGAAACAUUUGAGAAGAAUGGCAGUUCAAAAUUUUGGCAGCAUUUUGAUGCUUAUAGCAAUAUAGCAACUCUGGGGAAGCAUGAAACUCCUAUAUUUUACCAUGAGCUGCAGCAACUUUUGUGCAGAGCUCUUGAAGAGAUAUCCUCCGAAAAACAGUAUCAGGGGAAGUGCCUGUUAGUCUUAGUUCAUGCCUUGCAGUCUUACAAGGAGUGCUCAUCUGAGGAAAAACAUAAUUCAAAUGCUCAAAAAUCAUAUCUAUUUUCAAGGUAUCAGUUAAUGGUGUCUUCAGUUCUUAUGGCCAGCAUUCCUCGACAUUUUCCCGAAAUACUACACUGGUAUUUUAAGGGAAGGCUCGAGGAGCUGAGUGCUAUCAUGGAGGGAGAGUUUAAUGGUGAUGGUGAUACUCCAGAUAAAGAUGACAUGGAUUUAGAUGAAAAAAGCAAACUGUCUUGUAGAAAUGGUGAAAUGGAAAUUGAUGAAUGCUUUCUUGAAGGUAGAUUCACAGAGAACAACAAGCUGGUGAAGAACAUUGGGAAAAUCGUUCGAGACCUCAGAAAUCUUGGAUUUACUUCUAUGACUGAAGAUGCCUAUGCUUCUGCCAUCUUUUUACUUUUGAAGGCUAAAGUGCAUGAUCUGGCUGGUGAUGAUUACAGGGCUUCUGUGCUGGAGUCCAUUAAAGGAUGGAUACAGGCUGUGCCUCUCCAGUUCUUGCAUGCACUUCUUGCUUAUCUUGGCGAUUCUGUUAGCUGUGAUAGCCCUUCCCCCGGUAUCAAAUCACCUUUGGCUUGUCAUCCAUCACCUUGUAACACUCCUUCUGAAGGGCUUAUUAGAUGGCAGUUGCGGCUAGAGUAUUUUGCCUAUGAAACAUUGCAAGAUCUGAGAAUAGCCAAACUAUUUGAGAUAAUAGUGGACUAUCCUGACAGCUCCCCUGCGAUUGAGGACUUGAAACAGUGCCUUGAAUAUACUGGACAACAUUCUAAGUUGGUUGAGUCAUUCAUUUCUUCACUGAGAUAUCGCUUACUCACUGCGGGUGCCUCAACCAAUGACAUACUGCAUCAGUAUGUUUCAACUAUUAAAGCACUGCGUACUAUUGAUCCUGCUGGUGUCUUUCUUGAAGCAGUUGGUGAGCCAAUAAGAGAUUAUUUAAGGGGUAGGAAAGACACCAUAAAGUGCAUUGUAACCAUGCUAACUGAUGGGACUGGGGGGAACCCAAAUGGAUCUGGAAUUACUGGGGAUAGCCUUCUUGAGGAAUUAAAUAGAGAUGAGGAAAGUCAAGAAAAUGCUGUUGCUGAUGAUGACUUCCACACUGAUGACAAGCAAGCAUGGAUCAACGCUUUACGCUGGGAGCCUGAUCCCAUAGAGGCUGAUCCAUCAAAGGGCAGUAGGACUCAAAGGAAGGUUGACAUACUGGGGAUGAUUGUUGGCAUAAUUGGUUCGAAAGACCAACUUGUUAAUGAAUAUCGUGUGAUGCUUGCUGAAAAGCUUCUCAACAAAUCUGAUUAUGACAUUGACUCAGAGAUAAGAACUUUGGAACUUCUCAAGAUACAUUUUGGAGACAGCAGUAUGCAGAGGUGUGAAAUUAUGCUUAAUGAUUUGAUUGAUUCCAAGAGAACAAACCAUAAUAUCAAAGCAACAAUACAGUCAACUCAAACAGGACAAGAGCAGCAAGAAACAGGAGUAUAUCUGGAUGUUCUUGAUGCCACCAUUAUAUCCUCAAAUUUUUGGCCUCCAAUCCAGGACGAAGCACUUAAUGUACCUGAGCCUGUUGAAAAACUGCUCACUGAUUAUGCCAAUAGGUUUCACGAAAUCAAGACUCCUCGUAAGUUACUUUGGAAGAAAAAUCUUGGCACUGUGAAGCUGGAGUUGCAAUUUGAAGAUAGAGCAAUGCCGUUUACAGUAUCACCUGUACAUGCUGCAAUUAUCAUGCAAUUUCAAGAUCACACGAGUUGGACCGCAAGUAAGCUUGCAUCUGCUAUUGGGGUACCAGUGGAUGUACUCAAUCGAAGGAUAAAUUUUUGGAUAAGUAAGGGAAUUCUUGCCGAAUCAAUUGGGGCAGAUGCUAAUGAUCAUGUAUUUACCCUUUUGGAAGGCAUGGUUGAUGCUAGUAAGAAUGGUGGUAACAGUGGGAGUUGUGAGGAACUGCUAGUUGGUGAUGAGGAGGGAGAGAGAUCUGUAGCCUCUGUUGAGGACCAAAUUCGCAAGGAAAUGACUGUGUAUGAGAAAUUUAUAAUGGGGAUGCUCACUAAUUUCGGCAGCAUGGCAUUGGAUCGCAUCCACAACACUCUCAAGAUGUUUUGUGUAGCUGAUCCUCCUUAUGACAAGUCACUGCAGCAGCUGCAAAGCUUUUUAUCAGGUUUAGUUUCUGAAGAGAAGUUAGAAUUGAGAGAUGGAAUGUACUUCUUGAAGAAGUAACGAUCCGAUAUGAUCAUAAUUCGUCAUACUUCAUAACCAGUGCAAUGUUUCUCCUUAAUUGGAAGAUAUUGCUUUCUAGUGGGAGUUUUUGGUAACGAGCAACCUAGGUUUUGGCCUGGUAAAUAUAGCUGGAUGAUGAUGGAGAUAUCUGUAGGAGAGUUUUGAUGUGAUCAUCAGCAACACUAACUAGCCUUCUGACUAAUAUUCUCUUCCUGCGGUGCUAAGUGCUUCUGUUGUGCAAAGUGGAGCAAAUUAUGAGAUCUUUUCAUGGAUUGCAAAGGUGAGUGUCCUUCCUAAGAAUGCUUUCCCAUAUUCUCAUCACAAGAUGGUACUCUCUGCAGAUCAUAUAGACGUGGAUCUAUUGGUCAUAU
Messenger RNA from Hevea brasiliensis (rubber tree), 3072 nucleotides. Its product is annotated as anaphase-promoting complex subunit 2. Gene Ontology annotation, biological process: ubiquitin-dependent protein catabolic process. Gene Ontology annotation, cellular component: anaphase-promoting complex. The coding region runs from base 59 to 2701 and encodes 880 amino acids. The record is from RefSeq and is a predicted model, not a curated record. Gene Ontology annotation, molecular function: ubiquitin protein ligase binding. The transcript is spliced from 17 exons. NCBI's taxonomy places the organism in Eukaryota, Viridiplantae, Streptophyta, Magnoliopsida, Malpighiales, Euphorbiaceae.